Messenger RNA from Cucurbita maxima (winter squash), 2617 nucleotides. RefSeq names its product AT-rich interactive domain-containing protein 2-like. The record is from RefSeq and is a predicted model, not a curated record. Gene Ontology annotation, molecular function: DNA binding. The coding region runs from base 787 to 2358 and encodes 523 amino acids. The transcript is spliced from 2 exons. NCBI's taxonomy places the organism in Eukaryota, Viridiplantae, Streptophyta, Magnoliopsida, Cucurbitales, Cucurbitaceae.
AUGCUUAUAAACCUUGAGGAAAAAGAUCCAUUUCUUUUAAUACAAAGAUGCCGUCCCUUGUUUGAUUCGAAUCUCAUCUCUUUCUUCCUUGUUCCUUGUUUGAUUUGAACUUCGAAGAAGAUAACCGGAGGUUCUGACAAACGCCGCCGAUUUUUGGAGCUCAUCGUGCAAAUACGAUUUACAAGGCUGAAAUCCUAUGGUAUCCUCUAACGAUCUUGACGUACGAAAUCAAUCGAUCUAGAGCGAUUCUAGUCGUGUAUUAGUAUUUAGUAAUCAAAGAGACGAAGCGCGGGAGAUUAUUUUAUUCUGGUUCCAGAAUUCGAUGUUCUUGAUCUCAUUGUUAAUCUCUUCCCGCCAAAAAGUUUUGAUUAUCCGAAAAUUUAGCUAUGGAUAUAUACUUUUAUUCCUAGUCCACAAAUCUUCUGUCUCGUAGUCUUUUUGCUGCAUUACGAUUUUUUUUUCCCUCUUUUAUCGUUCGAAGGAAAAUUUAUAUUUGUUUUUAGAACUCGAACCAUCAACAAUCAAUGUUGUGAUGGUUCAUGAUGGUUAAUGGGGCUGCAAUAGGGUUUGCGAGGAUCUUUGGGAAAGCUUAUAGCAAGUUGUCGACGAACUAGGGUGUUUUCAGAGUAACGCCUAUUGACUCAGAUAGUGCGAUAAGAUUUAUUGUUGAUGUUUAGUUUAAAAUGCGUCCUGAAAUUCGGUCGAGAAUGAAUUCGACUGGUUUGAAUGCUUAAAAAGGGACCCUUGUGUACUAAGGCAGUUUUGGUCUCAAGACUCUGAACUAAAAUGACUUCAGACGAGCAAAAUUUUGAUUUGUUUAAGCUAUUUGUGGCUGUGCGAGAUAAGGGUGGUUAUAAUGUUGUAUCGAGGAAGGAUCUGUGGGAUCUGGUAGCAGAAGAAUCUGGUUUAGGUUCUAUCAUCUCCUCCACGGUGAAAGUGCUGUACGUUGAGUAUUUGAAUGUUUUAGAGAGAUUUCUUGAAAGGGUUGUUGAGGAUAGAGACUCCACAAAUAGUUGCAGCAGUAAUGGAGACAGUACAGGCUUCGGACUCAAUUGCUUGCCGCUGUAUAUUCAGUCUUUGAAGAAGAACAAUGAUUUGCAGGACUCAAAUUUUUCGGUAUGUGAUGAUAGGAUUGUGGUUCCAAAGACUGAUAGGGACAAUCAUACUGCUGGUUGUGGGGAAACCUUUUGCCAAUCAAAUAAGAGCAAGCCGGACAUUCAUGACACAAGUGACUUGUAUGAAGAUGAAGACUUUAGCCUGGAAUUAGCAUCCAAUGUGGACGAGAAUUUUGAUGACAUUGAGAAAUCCCAUAGUCUAAACAUUCAGAAAUAUGAAAAUGCAUUAGUGGACGGAGUAGAAAGCAAUGUGGAGUUCCCUUACGACUGCAGAAAGUGUGAUGGUUAUGAUUCUGAUAACAAACAAGGAGUGUCAGUCGAGGAACAUAAUUUUAGCCAUGAGAAAAAGUGUGAGUCCAUGUUAGGAAUGGUGAAUUGGAUCGCAGAAAUUGCAAAGAAUCCAUGUAACCCUGUUAUUGGGUUAUUACCUGAACGUUCGGAGUGGAAGUCAAGCGCAAAUGAAGAGAUCUGGAAGCAAGUUCUUCUGAUUCGAGAGGCAAUGUUCCUGGAAGGACAUAUUAAUUCUUAUGCUGUGCAGGACAUACAUGGAGGCUCCUGUUACAAGCUAAGAAAGAGGACAAAAUCCGGGAAAGUAUUUCCUUACGGGAUGAGUAGUGCUCAAAAUCUUGUACUGGGGACGGGCAACCGACUAGACCAAGAAAUUCUUGUAACAACUGAUUCCUGGAUGCCAGUUUACAUGGGGACAUCUGCCUCAAAGCAAAUACGUUUAGGGCCAAAGUUUCAAGUUGAAGUACCAGAAUGGAGUGGUAUAACAUCUGGAAGCGACUCUAAGUGGUUGGGGACACUGGUUUGGCCUUCAGAUAAUGAUAGCCAAGCAUAUCGCCAUAAAGACAAUCUCGUUGGGAAGGGGCGGGAAGAUUCGUGUAAAUGUCAGGUACGCGGUUCCCCUAAAUGCACUCAAUAUCAUAUUUUAGAGAAAAGAUUGAAAGUUAAGAUGGAAAUAGGCUAUGCAUUCUAUAACUGGAAAUUCGAUAGAAUGGGGGAGGAAGUACGACUUUGUUGGACCGGGAAAGAGGAGCAUAAGUUUAAAAGUGCGGUGAGGUGUAGUUCUGAAUCUUUUAAGCAGUCUUUCAGGAAUCAUAUUUCCAAGUUUUUCCCUUACAAAAGCAGAGAAGACAUAGUAUGCUACUACUUUAAUGUCUUCAUAUUGCAUCGCAGAAGAUUUCAGAACAGAUUCACUCCAGAAAACAUUUGCAGUGAUGAUGAACUGGAAUCUAAGUAGUCGGAAAAAAACCUCAUUGGUAAGUCCAUAACUGUGUAGAGAUGGGAAAAUCAGGAUAUUUUUCUCUUUUCUUUUCCUUGGUUUCAUAUACAUAUUUGUUCAGUUACGGGUUGAUCAGUGCAUAAUCUGUAUAUUUGGGAAAUAAUAGCUGGAAGAGAUUCAUGUAGUUAGUUUUGGGCCUUCUGAAGUGUUUUGUGCUUUCAUACAACCCCUUCAUAUUCCUAGUUGCAACAUAAAUGAACAUGUUCAUUUUUUUUUU